ACUCUUUGAUUGUUUUAAAAUUGCGUUGCGUUUUUCGUUUCGUGUUUUUUCAAUAAUCUCGCCUUUCACUUUUCGAAUUACUUAAAUCUUGUAUUUACCGUGAUUUCAGUCCUGUAAAUAAUUUGGUUACCUAUUCAUAUAUUUAGGUACUCUUUGACUUCUUAAUACAAAGUAAAAUGAAGCGGUAGGUAGGCAUCCUCAGCCCCAGCCCUGACUCUUGACACCCAAUACACUUAAAAAUAAAUAAAAGGAUCGCCCACAAUGGCUUAUUGACCAGUGUUUCACAUUAUAAUGGGGUUAGACUUCGAUGUUUUGGAAUUUUGUAAGAAGCUACGUCAAAAUAGACCACCACCGUAUCAGUGCCCGUUAGACAAAUGUGAUAAAGUUUACAAAAGCUUGUGCGGUUUGCAGUACCAUUUGGUUAAUUAUGACCAUGAUAAUCCGACGCCGGCUACGCCUGCGGUUGCGAACAAUCGCAAGAAAGGCAGACUUAGGGCGGCGGUGCCGACUGGGGAUAUUGCGCUUCAAAGUCCUCCGAAAGAAGCCUUGACUUUCGCAGAAGCUCAGAAAGUUGUGCAGUUCGAAAUCGAUGGCAAAAUAAGUAGAAUUCCUAUUGACCAGCCAGUGCCAAUUAUUUCUUUAGAGGAGUGGGAGAGAAAGAAUGCUGAAUUGGAAAAGCCUUUACCUUUCAUAGAACCUCAACCUGAACCUCAUGUCAAAUUGCCUGAAGCCACAUUCCGACUUAUUGAAGAUUACAAUGAAAGAGUGUGUGAUGCCCCACCCCGGCCGAAUGCUUACAUCCGUUUCAUCGAGAAGUCCGCUGAAGAGCUUGACGGAGAGGUGGAAUAUGAUGUUGAUGAGGAGGACACAGCAUGGCUGGCUAUAAUUAACAAAAAUAGAGCAAAACAGACCUUGCCACCAGUUUCUGUUGACACUUUAGAACUAUUGAUGGAUAGAUUGGAAAAGGAGUCGUAUUUUCAAGCAACUCAAAACGGUCAGCAGACAGCAUCAACGGUAGAUGAGGAUGCAGUGUGCUGUAUUUGCAUGGAUGGAGAAUGUCAGAAUACCAAUGUGAUCCUUUUCUGUGACAUGUGUAACCUAGCUGUUCAUCAAGACUGUUAUGGGGUGCCCUAUAUACCAGAAGGCCAAUGGCUGUGCAGGCGAUGUUUACAGUCACCCUCUCGUCUCGUAAACUGUGUCCUAUGCCCCAACACUGGAGGGGCAUUCAAACAGACAGACCAAGGGACAUGGGCGCACGUAGUUUGCGCUCUUUGGAUACCAGAAGUCCGAUUUGCUAACACAGUCUUUUUGGAACCGAUAGAUUCGAUAGAGAUGAUCCCAGCGGCGCGCUGGAAGCUGCAGUGCAUGGUGUGCAAGCAGCGAGGCGCGGGCGCCUGCAUCCAGUGCCACCGCAGCAACUGCUACUCCGCUUUCCACGUCACUUGCGCGCAGCAGGCUGGUCUGUACAUGAAAAUGGAAGCGGCUGGGUCGGGGCGGGACCCCAGUCAGCCAGUGCAGGUCGCCAAAAUGGCUUACUGCGACGCACACACUCCUGCGCAUAUCUUGCAGGAACGAAGAGCGUUGGAAUCUGAAGGUGAUACCAAACCUUCUGAUUUGUCAGCGAUAAGGCAAAAAGGUAGAGAAAAAAUAAAACAGGCGCGUCGAGUACUAGCGUUGAAGAGAACUUGGGCACCUGUAGUGCUAGUGCCGACGUUACCAGCUGAGCGGGUUGCGGAAAUCGCUCAGCUCGCUCACGGCCCCCCCGCGGCACGAGCGCAGCUCAUGAAGCGCUUGCUCGCUUACUGGACGCUUAAGCGACACAGCAGGAAUGGCGUUCCUCUAUUGCGGAGACUGCAAAGUCUUACUAGUCACCAUGGUAGCAGAGGUAUCCAAGACGGCACGGUUAACAUACGGGAGCUAUGUAAUCAACUUAAGUACUGGCAGAGAAUACGACAGGACUUGGAAAGAGCUAGGUUGCUAUGCGAGUUGGUACGCAAGAGAGAGCGGCUGAAGGCGGAGUACACGCGCGUGUGGGAGCGCUGCGUGCUGCACUCGCUGCGGCCCGAGCGCGCCGCGCUGCACAAGCUGCUGCGGCUGCUGCGACACGCUGACCAGAGCGACGUCUUCACGGAACCCGUGGAUCCACUUGAGGUGCCGGACUACAGCACCAUCGUGAAACACCCCAUGGACCUCAGUACGAUGGGGAAGAAGUUGGAUAGAGGCGUGUACAAAACAAUAGACGACGUGGAAGCAGACUUUCAACUCAUGAUCGACAACUGUCUCACUUACAAUAAUAAGGACACUGUGUUUUACAAGGCGGGUAUAAAGAUGCGGGACCAGUGCGCACCAAUAUUCCGACAAGCGCGUCGCGACGUGAUCGAGGCGGGCAUGCGAGACGUGGCGGGGCAGGGCGAGGCGGACGAGGCAGAGCGGCCUCGCCAGCGCGAGCCCAGCACGAGGCGCCGCCGCAGCGUGCGGCGCUCGAGCAGCGACAGCGACCGGACUGCGGAUUUACGUAGCGAGCGCGGCGUGUCGUUGGCUCGCAGUGAACGACGUCACACCAGUCUACGUAGAGAUCUGCAUACGGACGAUGAUAACAAUACGCGUGACAAUUCCCCGGUGGUAUCGAAAAGCAAAGUGAACAGAAACUGGUGGCGAGGUCGCGGCCGCGGGCGUGGCCGGAGAGGGCGGAGGGGCCGGGGCCGCGCGGCGCACUCCGCGUCCAGGCUGCCGCGGGAACCCAGGGAAAUCGACACACCCACAACAGAUUCGGAAGCACCCAUAACAACAAGGAAAAGUGUCGAGCGCACCCAGAAACUGGUCACACCGGAUAGAUCACCUUCCAAACAAUCAGAGUCUACAGGAUUGGGACUUUUGGGUGGUCUCCGGAAACCAACUUUGUUGGUAAGCCCUUCAACAUUGGCAACACCAUCAAAAAGCUUCGGGGCUGAUGCGACAUUGCCCACGCUGUCAGCCAGCCUGGGCCGAAGUCCCGCGCCGCUGGAGGCGUCGCCGCGGAAGAAAGGCCGCGGCAGACCGCGUAAGAACAAGGACAAAUCCGCCUCGUCGCCUGAUCUGUUCAGGGGUAUGGGUGGCGCUGAAGGAGCAGCGGAAGGCGGAAGGGCGGAGGUGCCGGGAGGCGCUUCCUUCUUGCAGUACAGAGGACCGCCUGGAGAAGUGGGAUCUGAUAGCGAUUUAGCGCUUUCCAGGUCGUCCAGCAGUAGCUCUGUGUGGUCGCAGUCUUGUUCGUCGUGCACCCACUACGACGAAGACAACGCGUCCGAACACUCAUGCUCACUAAGCUCUAGUGAUGGAUCAAGUUAUAACGAAACAAUGGACUCGACGGUAGAGGGCGGCAGUGGCCCGGAGCCGCGCAGACGCGGGCGACGCACCACUAGAGCUGACGCAUCCGAUGCUGAACCUCCUACUACCCCUGUCAAGGGUCGCGGUACACGAUCGUCCACGUCUAAAACGCCGGUAAAAUCCACGCAGCCGGAUAUUCAACUGGAACCAUUGCAGCUUGUAUGGGCUAAAUGCAGAGGAUAUCCCUGGUACCCAGCCCUAAUCAUCGACCCGAAGAUGCCAAAAGGCUACAUUUACAACGGCGUACCUUUGCCUGUACCACCACAAGACGUUCUAAAUCUCAAGAAAAACUUCUCUCAUGAACCUGUUCUUUACCUGGUGCUAUUUUUCGACGUAAAACGCACCUGGCAAUGGCUGCCACCAAAUAAGCUAGAAGCUUUGGGUUUAGAUAAAUCUGUGGAUCAAGCAAAGAUGGUUGAGUCUAGGAAACCCACUGAUAGGAAGGCAGUCAAGAAGGCCUAUGGUGACGCAAUGCAGUUUAGGAAGCAAGUGGAUGGGGACAAAUGACACAGGUUUAGAUAUCGGUCUAGAAGACCGGCUAGGAAUAGAGUGUUUAGCUUUGGAACAUUCUCGAUGAUGCACAUUCGUACCCCAGAAACUACAGAUUCUAGUGAUUAAAGAUUUUAUCUCUAUAAAUUAACUUAAAACAUGUGAGCCGCUAAAAAUAAAUGACCUUUUAAAGGAUUGAAACUCCAUUUUAUAAUAAUACCCUUAGAAAGUAAAAUCUUUAUACAUAAUUUUUUUUAAUAAUUAGAUACUAAAUUGUGAACAUUAAAUGUUACAUGAAAUAAUAUUCGGCGUAAAGUAUUGUAAUCUCAAUUUGUAUUGUCUAAUUAAUGGUAAAGUAUGAUAAUGUUUAAGAGGUGAAUUGGUAUCUUCUAGGAUUUGUGGUUUGCUUCGAGUAUGAUAAAAACCGUUUAGAGUAAGAAAAGUAAUGUAUAAAAACAACAGCUAUGUUAGGAUUUUUUUUAUUUAUUUUAUCUAUAGAAGUAAUGACCUCUGUUUUGUUUAUUUAUUAAAAAUAAGAAUUGAUAGAAUAUACAAGAAAUUUUAAACCAGACUAAAUUAUAAUUUGUAAUCGUGAGUUUGCACUGAUGUAACAUUUUACAUAAAAACAUGUUGAAAAUUAUUUCUGGCAAUGUACUGAACUGUAUUUGCAUUGUCCUGUAAUUUAUUAAAUAAAAUUUUUUAGGACCUUUCAAUUAAAUCUUGAAAUCUGUCAGAGAAUUUGCCCGAUUUUCUGCAAUAUGAAUGGAAAUUCAACAAAAAAACCUAUGGGAUAUGGCAUGUACGAUAACCUGCCAAACAUGUUGAAUGGUUUUUGGUGUAAACUCAGUGUAAGUUUCCCUUUCCACAGCUGCAACUGUUAUAUUGUUACUAUUUUUAAGUGUUAACUACUUUGUGUUGUUUGUGUAAUUAAAAACUUCAAAAAUA
Molecule: messenger RNA, 4797 nt
Organism: Maniola jurtina (meadow brown)
Lineage: Eukaryota; Metazoa; Arthropoda; Insecta; Lepidoptera; Nymphalidae
Gene: Br140
Product: bromodomain-containing protein 1
Exons: 23
Coding region: 292-3870 (1192 amino acids)
Biological process (GO): regulation of transcription by RNA polymerase II
Cellular component (GO): MOZ/MORF histone acetyltransferase complex
Molecular function (GO): protein binding
Source: RefSeq, a predicted model, not a curated record